This is a messenger RNA of Plectropomus leopardus (leopard coralgrouper), 1776 nucleotides long. RefSeq names its product HEN methyltransferase 1 (gene henmt1). Gene Ontology annotation, biological process: piRNA processing; siRNA processing; RNA methylation. The record is from RefSeq and is a predicted model, not a curated record. Gene Ontology annotation, cellular component: nucleus; cytoplasm. Lineage: Eukaryota; Metazoa; Chordata; Actinopteri; Perciformes; Serranidae. Gene Ontology annotation, molecular function: O-methyltransferase activity; RNA methyltransferase activity.
ACAAAGAUGGAGCCGAUGUUCAGCCCUCCGCUUCACAGGCAGAGACAUCAAUUUGUGAUCGAUUUUGUCGAGAAGAACAAACCCAAAAAGGUGGUGGACCUGGGGUGCAGUGAGUGCGGACUUCUCCAAAAACUCAAAUUUCACCGUGAAAUUGAACUCCUGGUUGGAGUGGACAUCGAUGGAGCCAAAGUCCAAAAAAAGAUGCAUGGAUUAAGUCCUAUAUCAACUGACUAUCUGCAGCCAAGUUAUGAUCAGCUACGGGUUGAGCUGUACCAGGGCUCUGUCACACAAAAGGACGCUCGCCUCAAAGGAUUCGAUUUGGUGACCAACAUAGAACUCAUAGAGCACCUCACUCUUCCCGAUGUGGAGUGCUUUUCCCAGGUGGUUUUUGGUUACAUGACCCCAGUGGCGGUAAUCGUCAGCACCCCGAACUCUGAGUUCAACCCACUAUUCCCUGGACUGGCAGGUUUCAGGCACAGCGACCACAAGUUUGAGUGGACCAGAGCAGAAUUCAAGUCCUGGGCUCUGAAGGUGUGUUUGGACUAUGGUUACGAGGUGGAGUUCACUGGUGUUGGACAGGCACCACCAGGCCUGCAGGAGGCUGUCGGCUUCUGCUCCCAGAUUGGUGUGUUUCACCGGCUGAGGGGGAGAGAGGGCUGCAAUGUGUUGAUUGGUGCGGAUGCUGAGGAUGUGUUUUCAUACACUUUGCUCUAUAGUGUAAACUACCCCAGCCUACAUGACAACAACAUCCUGCGGAGGGUCCUGGUGUGCGAGGUGCUUUACUGGGCAGAAAAUCUAAAGAAAAGAUGGAUGGAGGAGAAGACUGGCGAGAGCGAUGGCACUUACACACUGUACCAGGCUGCGGGCGAAGGGGAGGAAUGUCUCAGGGCGUUGGAAGUGACACAGACGGCAGCAUGUGGAGCUGUGAUGAACACUCCAGUGGAGCAGCGGGGCGGAGGUGUGUCAGAGCAUCAGGAAGCAGAGGAUCAACAGGUGUUCUGGAGAAAAAGCCAAGGACUACAGGAGACAUGCAAAGUGCGCAGGUGUGUGUCUGUACCCCUGGCUGUGCUGUGGUCCUGCUGCCCUAAAGUCAGUGCCCUGAGUGGAAAUCUUAAUAAUCUCAGACAUUUCCUGAUGGAGGACCCUAAAGUCAAACUGAGCCAGGACGGCUCUGCUGUUCUCUUAUAUGACCAGGAACAAGACCUUGAGGAGGAAGAAGAGGAUCACAAUGAUCUUGAGGACAGCGGGUAUGCAGAGGCUAGCCGGUGCUCCCAUAAUGUUGAGCCAGAGGAAGACUGGGAGGCAAAUGUUUGAGGUGGAUGAUAGAGCUUUUUUGUCGGGACAAGUAGGUGACUUGUUGAGUGAGCAAAUGGUUUCCCUUGGUUACUACUGAACAAUGCAGUUGUCCUAACAAUUCCCAACUGCAGUGUAAAAACUCUGGAUUUAUUGCAGCAACUUUGUGUUAAAUGUAAAUAUCUAUUGGCGUCUAAAACAAGACUACUUGCGGAAGGCUACUUAUGAUGUCCAAAUAUAAAUGGUACAAUAAACCUCUAAAUGAGUGAAAAUGUUUAAAUUCUUGUGCAUAUUACUUUAGUUCAAACAUGUAGAUUGUUUUCAACUGUUUUAUUCAACAGUGUAGGUACACAUUUAAAGCAUCCAGUACACUUGUUAAGAAAGCAAAUGUUGGUCUGUAACAGGAAACACUGGACAGUGUUAGAACAGCGCAGAACAUCACUUUACAAGAGAACACAUUUUACAGUUUUAUAUAGACAACAG